Messenger RNA from Ailuropoda melanoleuca (giant panda), 951 nucleotides. Its product is annotated as olfactory receptor 51V1-like. Lineage: Eukaryota; Metazoa; Chordata; Mammalia; Carnivora; Ursidae. The transcript has a single exon. Gene Ontology annotation, cellular component: plasma membrane. Gene Ontology annotation, biological process: G protein-coupled receptor signaling pathway. The coding region runs from base 1 to 951 and encodes 316 amino acids. Gene Ontology annotation, molecular function: G protein-coupled receptor activity; olfactory receptor activity. The record is from RefSeq and is a predicted model, not a curated record.
AUGCCUGCUUUUCCUACUUAUGACACCAAUGCCUCAACCUUUCUCCUAACAGGCUUCCCUGGCCUGGAACGGGAAUACCUGUGGCUCUCCAUCCCUUUCUCCUGCAUCUAUGCUAUGGUACUCUCAGGGAACUGCCUGGUGCUGCAUGUGAUCCGGACUGAGCCGAGCCUGCAUGAACCCAUGUUCUACUUCCUGGCCAUGCUGGCCCUCACUGACCUGUGCAUGGGGCUGUCCACAGUGCACACGGUGCUGGGCAUCCUGUGGGGGCUCAGCCAGGAGAUUGGUCUGGAUGCCUGCAUUGCUCAAACUUUCUUUGUUCAUGGUCUAUCAUGCAUGGAGUCUGGAGUCCUUCUUGCCAUGGCCUUUGAUCGUUUCACUGCAAUCUGCAAUCCUCUGAGAUAUACAUCCAUCCUCACCAAUACCAGAAUCAUCAACAUUGGUGUGGCCAUUUUAGGGAGGAGUUUCCUGUUCAUCACUGCCCCCAUUGUCCGCCUAAAGUUCUUCGAUUACUGCCGCCCCCACAUCCUCUCCCACUCUUUCUGCCUGCACCAGGACCUGCUGCGGCUCGCCUGCUCUGACAUCCGCUUCAACAGUUUCUAUGCCCUGGCUCUGGUGAUCUGCACACUGUUUUUGGAUUCAGAGCUCAUUNUAAUUCUUGUAUCCUAUAUUCUGAUCCUUCAUUCUGUCUUGUCAAUUGCAUCCCGGGAGGAGCGGCUAAAAUCCUUACAGACCUGUGUCUCCCACAUCUGCGCUGUCCUGGUUUUCUAUAUCCCAAUUAUUGGUCUCACCAUGGUGCACCGUUUUGGGAAACACCUCUCUCCUGUGGUCCAUGUCCUCAUGGGCAACAUCUACAUCAUCUUCCCACCCCUGAUGAACCCCAUCAUCUACAGUGUGAAGACCCAGCAGAUCCGUGGCAGGAUUCAGAAGUGGUUCUCCAUGAAGAGAGAGUAA